Molecule: messenger RNA, 369 nt
Organism: Penicillium concentricum
Lineage: Eukaryota; Fungi; Ascomycota; Eurotiomycetes; Eurotiales; Aspergillaceae
Product: U6 snRNA-associated Sm-like protein LSm4
Exons: 3
Coding region: 1-369 (122 amino acids)
Biological process (GO): spliceosomal snRNP assembly; P-body assembly; mRNA splicing, via spliceosome
Cellular component (GO): U6 snRNP; P-body; spliceosomal tri-snRNP complex
Molecular function (GO): U6 snRNA binding
Source: RefSeq, a predicted model, not a curated record
AUGCUUCCUCUCGGUCUCCUCACGGCCGCACAGGGCCACCCCAUGCUGGUGGAACUGAAGAACGGCGAAACUCUGAACGGCCACCUGGUUACCUGCGAUAACUUCAUGAACCUCAUUUUGCGCGAGGUAGUGCAGACGAGUCCCGAGGGCGACCGGUUCUUCAGAUUACCCGAAGUUUACAUCCGGGGCAACAACAUCAAAUACCUACGAGUUCCCGAAGAGAUUGUCGAGAUUGUCAAAGAGCAGCAACAAAACCAACCACAAGGCCGUCGCGGCGGGCGAGACGGUGAUCGUGGCCGCGGCCGUGGUCGGGGUGGUGGUGGUGGCGGCCGGGGUGGACGUGGUCGGGGACGAGGCGGUCCCAAUUAG